ACUCACAAACCAAGCGCGCGCGCCAAGCCAAAGCGACGAGGCCAGUUCCAAUGAGCGGCAUCGACUGAUCGAGUGACCUUGCUUGCAUAGUUGCAUUGCGAGCGUGCGCGCUAGCAUAACAAGGUGCUAUCCUAUAGCCGGCACCAAGCACCAUGUCGCUGGCAGGUGGAGGUGAUGGCUGUAGUCGGCGGGGUGAAUGCGGCGGCAGGCUCGAGUUGCCGCGGCAGCAGCCGCCCAUGGUGGUGGAUGUCGGCUGCAACUGCCGCGCGCCGAGGCUGCUCAGCUCCCUCAUCUCCUCGCUCAAGUCCCACGCUCGCGGCGUCGGCAGGCCCAACCCCAACUCGUCUAGGCACGCCUCAUCGUCGUCCUGGUCGUCCUCGGCCACCACGGCCUUCACGUCAUCCACCUCCCUCACCACCGCCACUACUACCUUCUCGUCGCUGGACCACCACCCGUCGUCGUGGGUCCCAUCGACGUGCGCCGCAGACACCAACGCGGCCGUCUACGUGGUCGACGACGACGCCGAACCCGCAAGGCCGGCUCAGAGGCGGCGCCGGCGUCGGCAGCGGAGGAGGGGCAGGUGCGGGAGGGCAGCGACGUGGGAGGAGGCGGCGGUGGCGGUGGAGGUGGAGUCCGCGGCGCCGUACGAGGACUUCCGCGACUCCAUAGUGGCGAUGGUGACGGAGAGGGAAAUGUACGCGUGGGAGGACCUGAACGCACUGCUGCACCAGUUUCUGGCACUCAACUCGCCGCGCCACCACCCGCUCAUCCUCUCCGCUUUCGCCGACCUUUGGGCUCCCCGCGGCGGCCCCUUCGGCCCUCCGUCGCCGUGCCUCUGAACUUGUCGCCAAUGUUGGUCGACGUCGCCCUUGUAGGAAGCCUGUACGUAGGCCUGCAAGUGUGCAAACCUGGACCGCGCGCGGGCGAUAUUUGAUAUUGCAUUGUAACGAGUACGUACGGGUUAUAAUAAGCUUAAUAAUCUACUAGUGCAUGCAA
Zea mays is the source of this 996-nucleotide messenger RNA. RefSeq lists its product as uncharacterized. Bases 153 to 839 code for a protein of 228 amino acids. NCBI's taxonomy places the organism in Eukaryota, Viridiplantae, Streptophyta, Magnoliopsida, Poales, Poaceae. Gene Ontology annotation, biological process: negative regulation of DNA-templated transcription. The record is from RefSeq and is marked provisional. The transcript has a single exon.